AUGAGUGCAUCGGCCACAGUUGCCCGCCGGGCAGCCACGAGAACCCCCUUGUUAAGAAACGCCCAGGCCUUGUCGCGCGGCGUUACACCCAGCUUGAUGGCCAGGCAUAUCGGCCGUCAGUCACAGGUUUCGGCACUGGCACUGCUGAUUCCCAUGCGACAGGUCAGCACCGAGCAUCACCGACCUGACUCACAACAUUCUGGCCUGCCACCGGGUUUCAACGUCGACCAGGCUAAGAAACCGUUGCCGAAAGAGAACCCCGCCGUCGAGGCCAAGGACGUAGACGCCCAGAGCCCAACCGCAACCGCUGGCCAACCUGACACAACCCAGGCCGAGGCCGCCAUGACUGACUUGGCCGCCAAAAAAGAUGAUUUGGCACAGCAGAAGGAGGUGACCAAGGCGGAGAAGGAAGAGAAGAAGCUCACUAUAUGGCAAAAGGUUAAAAAAGAGGCCCAGCACUAUUGGGAUGGAAGUAAGCUGCUUGCUACAGAAGUCAAAAUUAGCUGGAGACUAGCGCUCAAGAUGGCUGCUGGCUACGACCUCACCCGCAGAGAACACAAGCAGCUGCGACGAACAGUCCAGGAUCUGGGCCGCCUUGUCCCAUUCAGCGUCUUCAUCAUUGUUCCACUUGGUGAGGCACUUCUGCCGUUGGCGUUGAAGCUGUUCCCCAACAUGCUGCCGAGCACAUUCGAGGGCCAAAAGUCCAAGGAAGCCAAGGCCACCGUCUUGCGAUCCACGCGAAAAGAAGUGAGCAGCUUUUUGCGACAGACUCUCAAGGAGACUGGUCUUCCUCUAAGCCAGGCAACGGCCCAGAAGGAGGAGUUCGCCAACUUCUUUCGCAAGGUCCGCUCCACUGGCGAAGCUCCCACCCACCAGGAUGUCAUCAAGGUCUGCAAGGUCUUCCGAGAUGACAUGACCCUUGACAACCUGUCUCGCCCCCAGUUGGUUUCCAUGUGCCGAUACAUGAACCUCAACACCUUUGGUACGGAUAUGAUGCUGCGAUAUCAGGUUCGCCAUCGCAUGAGACAAAUCAAGCGAGACGACAAGGCCAUCAGCUUCGAAGGUGUUGACAGUCUUACCGUCCUGGAACUGCAGAUGGCUUGCGCUGCUCGUGGUAUCAGGACUCACAGCGUGUCUCCUGCUCGCAUGCGAACCGACCUGCAGUCGUGGUUGGAUCUGCGUCUGAAGGAGGGCGUUCCGUCUACCUUGCUCGUCCUCAGCAAUGCGUACAUGUAUGGUCAGGGUUCUGGCGAAGGCUCAAGCCAGAUUGACGCUCUCAUCGGCGUACUUUCCUCCAUCCCCGAGGAGUUGUUCCACGAGAUCGAGCUCGAAGUCCACAACGCCGAAGGCGCCGCCACCAACAAACAGCGUCUCGAGGUUGUCAAGGAGCAGCAGGAGCUUAUCGAGGAGGAGAACGAACAGAACGAAGAAAGCCAGAGCACUGGCAUGGCCACACCCCGUGACGUUGAAGACAUUGACGAAAAGGAGGAGAGAAUCAUGCAUGCUGAAGCUGAGGGUGCUGACAAGAAGGCUGCCAGCGAAAUGGUCGAUGCUGAGCGCGAACAGGCUCAAGUAACCGAGCGACAGGCCAAGACCCAGUCCAACGCGGAGCAAAAGUGA
This is a messenger RNA of Metarhizium brunneum ARSEF 3297, 1620 nucleotides long. It is a transcript of the gene mdm28, whose product is annotated as LETM1 domain-containing protein mdm28. Lineage: Eukaryota; Fungi; Ascomycota; Sordariomycetes; Hypocreales; Clavicipitaceae. Gene Ontology annotation, cellular component: mitochondrial inner membrane. Gene Ontology annotation, molecular function: ribosome binding. Gene Ontology annotation, biological process: intracellular monoatomic cation homeostasis. The record is from RefSeq and is a predicted model, not a curated record.